Toxotes jaculatrix (banded archerfish) is the source of this 4538-nucleotide messenger RNA. Its product is annotated as oligophrenin-1-like. The record is from RefSeq and is a predicted model, not a curated record. Gene Ontology annotation, cellular component: cytoplasm. Gene Ontology annotation, biological process: signal transduction. Bases 491 to 2887 code for a protein of 798 amino acids. The transcript is spliced from 24 exons. NCBI's taxonomy places the organism in Eukaryota, Metazoa, Chordata, Actinopteri, Toxotidae. Gene Ontology annotation, molecular function: protein binding; GTPase activator activity.
CUAUCUUAGAAAAAAAUAUCUGUAUUUUCCAGCUCGUAUUCAGCGGUUUACUAAGGUUCUGCUAACUUUACAAACCAACAUUUGUUUUAAAACCGAGGUGAAGGACAGAAGGAGGCUUAGUGAAAGUGGGAAAUAUUUCGGAAUGGGACGCGUCCAGAGGGAUUUUAGCCGCUCUUCUAAUCACGACACCGCAACAAGGAAAAAGUGAAAAAGAGAAGCAGGAUCCGGUCAAAUUAGAGUUUAAACGGCGCGUCGGACGAGGAAAAGCGGAAAGUGAGACCAAACCGCGGCUCUUCGCUGUUCGCUUCACUUCAUCUUUGACCAGCGGCCGCCGCAGGCUCCCACGGACACCAUGGUUCCUGCUCCUCUGAACAGAUGAGCGUGUGGAGUCGCCUCAAACUGAGCAGCGAUGACCAGACGAGCGUAGGCUGCGUGGCUCACUGAAACAAACCUCAGUGCUUCUAUUGUCUGAAACCCGCUCGCCCUGAACAUGGGGCAUCCUCCACUGGAGUUUAGCGACUGCUAUCUGGACAGUCCGGAGUUCAGAGAGACUCUCAAGUGUUAUGAACUGGAGCUGGAGAGGACGAGCAAAUUUCUCAAAGAGCUGAUAAAAGAUGGCAACAGUGUUAUCACUGCAAUCAAGGGUUACUCUGUGGCAGUGCAGAAGUUUUCUCAGACUCUCAGCAUGUUCCAGUUCGACUUCAUCGGUGACUCCCUGACUGAUGAUGAGAUUAACAUUGCUGAGUCGUUCCAGGAGUUUGCCGGUCUCCUGCAGGAAGUGGAACAUGACAGGAUGAUGCUGGUCCAGAACGCCUCCGAUCUUCUCAUCAAGCCGCUGGAGAAGUUCAGAAAAGAGCAGAUAGGAGUAACAAAAGAAAAGAAAAAGAAGUUUGAGAAAGAGAGUGAAAAAUAUUACUCCCAGUUAGACAAACACCUGAAUCUUUCUGCCAAGAAGAAAGAGAGCCAACUUCAGGAGGCUGAUGAACUCCUGGACAAAGAGCGGGUGAACUUCUAUGAAUCCUCGGUGGAGUACGUGUACCAGAUACAUCAGGUGCAGGACAGGAAGAAGUUUGAUGUGGUGGAGCCUGUGCUGGCGUUUCUUCACAGCAUUUUGACACUCAACAACCUGACAGUGGAGAUGACUCAGGACUUCAUGCCUUAUAAGCAGGAGCUGCAGCUCAGCUUGCAGAACACCAGAAACCACUAUGAGAGCACCCGCGAGGAGAUGGAGGAGCUGAUGAAAAGAAUGAAAAACCCAUCCCAGGUCUGCAAAAUGCACAAUUUUGUGCCAAUGGAGGGUUAUCUGUACUGUCAGGAGAAGUGGGCUUUGGGUGUAUCAUGGGUCAAAUAUUAUUGCAAGUAUCACAAGGAGGGGAGACAGCUGGUCAUGGUGCCAUGUGAACAGAAACCCACAACUAAACAGGGCCCUACGCAGCUGACACUGAAAUCCUGCGUCCGCCGGAAGACAGAGUCCAUAGACAAGCGCUUCUGCUUCGACGUGGAAACUAACGAGAGAAACACACCCGUCACUUUCCAGGCUCUUUCGGAGGGGGACAGGAAGUUGUGGAUGGAGGCCAUGGACGGGAAAGAGCCGAUCUAUCAUUCUCCAAUUCACAAGCAAGCUGAAAUGGAGCUCAAUGAAAUUGGAUUCAAGUUUGUGAGAAAGUGCAUCAACUAUGUUGAAACAAAAGGAUUGACACAAGAAGGAGUGUACCGAACAGUUGGCAGCAACAUCCAAGUGCAGAAGCUUUUAAAUGCUUUCUUUGACCCCACAAAUCCGGGAGACGUGGACCUUCACAGCAACGACUGGGACGUUAAAACCAUCACAAGUGCAUUGAAGUUUUACCUAAGGAGUUUGUCUGAGCCUCUGAUGACCUACGGUCUACACAGGGACCUCAUGUGUGCUGCAAAGUCAGAUAAUCUGGACUUUCGACUCAGUGAAAUUCACUCACUUACCUACAAACUACCAGAGAAGAAUCGGGAGAUGCUGGAGAUGCUCAUUAAACACUUGGUCAACGUGUGCAGUCACAGUGAUGAAAACUUCAUGACUCCUUCGAACAUGGCCGUCAUCUUCGGACCCACACUGAUGAGAGCAAAGGAGGAGACUGUGGCGGCCAUGUUGGACAUCAAGUUCCAAAACAUUGUUGUAGAGAUUCUGAUUGAGGAGUACAAAAAGAUCUUCAGUUGUUUGCCAGAGGACAGCACCGCCCCACCUGUCCCUCCUCCGCGGAUCACCCCGAGAAAGCGGCAGCCCAUCACAAUCUCCAAGCGGCCACCUCGUGUUUAUCAAGCGCUUAGUCACGACCAUUUCCAGAACACAGAGAAUGGCCAGGACGACAGCUCCUCCGCGGACCUGGGCGUUCCAGUGAGCCCUGUUCCCCUGCAGCGGACAAAACCUAUAAGCUGUGCUCCGCAGGUUCCAAAGGAACCUCCUCCGAGGCAAGUUCUGAUGCCCAGACCAGCUAACCGUCAGGACAGACAUUCAGACUUUGAUGCUGGGAAGAUAGACGAUUCGAGGCACAAGCCAGAUUCCUCUUCAGCGGCAAAUGGGGAAUCUGGAGUCUAUGUGAGCCGAGUACCGUCCUUCCAGAGCAGAAGACCACAACCAAAGGGCGCAUCAGCCAGCAGAGAAGGAGAUUCUGAUGGUCUGACCAGAACGAGGUCCACAGAGAAACAUGCCAUUUGCAGACCCCCAGUCAGGCCUCCUGAGCCCCCCUCCAGAUACCCCACUCCACAAAAGCCCCAGACUACAGCCAGCAGCGAGGGCACGCCCACAUCCUAUGUUGCCUCCAAAACAAAGUUUUUCGAGAAUGCCUCCAGGCAAGUUGGCAGCUCACCUGCGUCUACGUUACCAUCAACAGUGACAAAUGUAAAAAAAGAGAAUUGAAGUUGAGGAGGUUUAGACCACAUCAUGUGACCUCUACAUGUGCUGUUUGGAGCACACUAAGCUGGAGGGAGUCACCACUGAGAUGAUUUUGACCUGAACUGAUAGAGUGAGGAAAAGACUUAGUAGGAACUGAAUUUAAUGAUAAGAAAUCGUGUCACAAGGCAACACAGAAGCAAAGUGAAAUCUGAACGAUCUUGUAAAGUAACUGACUCAGAGUUUGAUUAUUCCAAAGUUGGGAUGAAGUAAAAGUUUUAUUUUUCCACACCAAUCAACACUUUUGUCAAAUAAUAUUGCAAUAAUUUUACAUUGUUAAAACAGGUUGAAUGGCUCUUGGCCAAUUUUGUAUGUGGGAGCCGGUGUAACUGGUGAUAACUUAUCCUCAUUCUUAACACGUCUGCAUUCUUAACACCUUUCAGCAGUGUGACAUAGAUGUCCCAAAGAAGACUAAUAAUAAAAACUGACUUAAUUGUUGUUCAUUUGAAAAGACACAUUGGUCUACAUAUUAACCUCUAGAUUUUGUGCCAUGUAAAGCAAAUCGAGACAAAAGCUACUGUUUAAGAUUCUAUUUCAGUAUUUAAACAAAGCAACGUGAAAAAAAAAAGAGAAAAUUUUAAUUUCUUUCAAGGACUAUAAAUUCAAGCUAAGCUACAUGUCACAGUGGGGUCACUUUGUGAAAGCUAUUUUAGUUAGUAAAAUAGAAUAUUUUAAUAUUAGUUAUCUCAGUUGAGAUACAAGUCACUUUUUAGAAGGCAUUAAAAAGUAUUUGCUCAGUCUGUAUUACAGUCAGUGUAGUUUGAUUUUACACUGAUUGUAAUGCUAUAAAGUGUUAGUCGAAUGGAAUUUUAAAAAACAGAUUACAUUCCUUCACUUCUUACCUCUUGUAGGUAGGUCAGGUUGUACAGGAGAGUCCUUGAAGUUUACCUAAAUUUGUUGCACCUCAAAUGAACUGUUGGGAUUAAAAAGCAGGUCGAGUCUGAUUGUUACAAUAUGUGAAAAUAACACUCCAGUGUUUUAUUCUUUAUUCUUUUUAUUUCAUUGUUGUUAAAAUGAUAAUUAUGUUGGUUUUAGACUUUUUUCUUUUGAUAACCCAACCUGAAAAUUUUCUGGUUGUUGUCUGGCUUUGAAAAAAGGUAAAUAAACACAAAGCGUUCUUAACUUGACUCAUGAAUAUUUUCAAAAAUGAGCUGUGUAUUAUCAUUCAGUUCUGUGUCACAGCGUGGUGCUUUAGUCUUAUCUUUCCUCAGUGCGUCACUGUGCUGAUCAUCGACAUCAGUCUCAUGACUUCUGUUUCACAUUUGCACAAAAUUAACGUUGUUUUAGUGUAAGUGUUCUCUCUCAGUUAACGGUUUCUUUAAAGAAUGAAUCAUUCCUGGUGUUAACAGGUCUGCAUUAUACCUUGGUGUCACACCCAUUAAUGCCAUCAAAGUGUAAAGAUGCUAAAAAUCGGGGUUUUGUGAGCUUAUAUAUGUGUUAAGCAACAAUUCGAGCUUUUAUAUUUUGUACGUAGUUCAAGAGGAGUGUGCAGGGUUGCAACAUGUAAGACAUUUAAGCAGCGUGCAUAAUUUUUAAAAAGCAACCCCCCCCCCCCAAAAAAAAAGAAACCCCAUCUGAUUUGGUUCCAUUAAACAGCAGCAGUCUCUGACAAUUUGCA